Molecule: messenger RNA, 438 nt
Organism: Marasmius oreades (fairy-ring Marasmius)
Lineage: Eukaryota; Fungi; Basidiomycota; Agaricomycetes; Agaricales; Marasmiaceae
Exons: 1
Coding region: 1-438 (145 amino acids)
Source: RefSeq, a predicted model, not a curated record
AUGGACCGGAUUCCCCUCCUGCUCCUGCAAGACACUGAAGCAGAAGACAAUGCUCAGUUGCAGCGCCUCCUCCUGCUUGGUGCUUGCACAGCAGGUGUUAUAGAAUCAGAAUGGGAACGAAUUCAGCACCGCAACCCAACUCGUCUGUACCUUACACGUCCUCAACUCAUGCCCAACCCACAAGUUGAGUCUGCAUGGAUGCAUCUUUGGCAUGGACAGGAAGGCUGUGCAUUUAUAACCACAAUGGGGGUGGAUGUUGCCACAUUUGAUUAUAUUUUGAAGGGACCAGGUCGUUUCCAAGAGACUUGGGAUAAUACACCUAUCCCUCAUGCUGAUGUGUCAUCGAGAGGAGCACCUCGCCUUGGAGGAAGAUCUCUUGAUGCUGCUAGUGCACUCGGAUUAGUUCUCCAUUACCUCUCAUUCUCUGUCAUGCACUGA